Molecule: messenger RNA, 2612 nt
Organism: Brassica napus (rape)
Lineage: Eukaryota; Viridiplantae; Streptophyta; Magnoliopsida; Brassicales; Brassicaceae
Product: centromere protein F
Exons: 7
Coding region: 150-2435 (761 amino acids)
Biological process (GO): regulation of DNA-templated transcription
Molecular function (GO): DNA-binding transcription factor activity
Source: RefSeq, a predicted model, not a curated record
CAAAGAGUUGAUGUCCACUUUAUAAACACAAAGACUUCUCUUCGUCUUCCAUUGACAUCUCUUCAUCUUCUUCUUCUACUCAUGCAUUUGUGAGAAAACAGAUUCAGCAGUUUAAACGUUCAAAAUAAAAGGUUAUAGAAAAUUUCUUGAUGGACCAAGAAACAAAAGUUAGUUCUGAGGUUCCUGUAGUGAAAGGUGCACCUGAGGAUCUAAAGACGGUCGAUGUUUCUGUUAAGGAGGUGAACAGAGAAAUCACAAAGGAAGAUAAAGCUAUGGAGCAAGAAGAAGAGGAUACUACAUUUGAUGGUGGAUUCGUUAAAGUUGAGAAAGAAGGAACUAACACUAAGGGUGAUGAGAAAGCAGAGAAGCAAGUUCCACUCACUAUAAGCUCAAGCAGUUCACAGAGAGAACUAGAGAAGAAGGAGAAAGCUUCUGAGUCUCGUUUGGAACCAGAGCCAUUGCCUCUUAAAGUCUCUGAACAAGAAAGCAUUAAUCUAAAGCUAAGGGAAGAACUCAAAGAGAAGGAGUUGCUCGUUGCCUUAUCAAAAGACCAAGAAGGAAAAAUCAGAACUGCUAAUGAGAAGUUGACCAAAGUGUUGCAAGAGAAAGAGAUUCUUGAAACAUCUGUAGCAGAGAUCACUAUUAUUGCAACUAAAAGAAAAGAGAUCUGCGAUGAAAUUGAAGAGAAACUGAAAAUUUCAGAUGAAAAGUUCUCCAAAACAAAUGCUCUUCUAUCUCAAGCUUUGUCCAACAACUCUGAUCUUGAACAGAAGUUGAAAGCUAUGGAAGCAUUAUCUUCUGAAGUUUCUCAACUAAAAUCUGCUUUGAUAGUGGCUGAAGAGGAGGAGAAAGAUUCAUCUAGAAAGAUGCAGGAGUACCAAGAGAAGGUGACUAAACUUGAAUCAUCUCUGAACCAAUCAUCAGCGAGAGUUGCGGAGCUUGAAGAAGACCUGAGGACAGCUUUGCAGAAAGGUGCAGAGCAUGAAGAUCUUGGAAAAGUGAGUACUCAGCGCUGCCUUGAGGUACAAGGUUUGCUUCAAACAUCAAAGUCAAAGCUAGAAGAAAAACUAAAAGACCUGGAAGCAGUCCAAGUGAAAAACUCUAGCCUUGAAGCUGCUCUAAGUGUAGCAAUGGGAGAGAAGAAAGCGUUGGAGGAAACAGUGAAUGGGUAUAAAGUGAAAACAACUGAGUCUGAAGAGAGACUUGAGAAGCAAGCAAAGGAAAUAGAAGAAGCUAAAACAAGAAGCAGAGAGAUUGAAGCUUUGCAAAAGCACUCAGAGCUUAGUAUCCAAAAGGCAAUGGAGGAACUCAGUACCAGAGACACAGAAGUGAAAGAUCUCAAGGAGAGAGUAAGAUUGUAUGAAGAGAAGUUGGCUGAAGCAUCUACUCACUCGUUUUCUUUGAAAGAAGAUCUUGAUCGGUCUUCCUUGGAGAACGAGCUACUAGCAGAUACAAACAACCAGCUCAAGAUCAAGAUUCAAGAGUCUCUGUCUAAGCUAAAGACUUUUGAAGAUACAAUCAAAGAGCUUGAGAAAGAAAAUGGAUCAUUGGCUGAGGUGAACUUAAAGCUGAACCAGGAACUAGCCAAUCAUGGGUCAGAGACCAGUGACUUUCAGACAAUGUUCACUGCUUUAGAAGCUGAGAAAGACCAGACAGCAAAAGAGCUUCAUGCUUCAAAGGCGGCUAUAAAAGAAUUAAGAAACAAGCUUGCUUCUGAAAGAGAAAGAUUACGAUCAAAGAUGGAUUCUCUUGCAGAAGAGAAUAACCAAGUCAAUGAGAUAUAUCAAAGCACAAAGAGUGAGCUUGUGAAGCUUCAAGAACAACUCGAAGUAGAGAAGUCUAAAGUUGAUGCUAUGGUAUCUGAAAUCAAGAAGCUUAGUGCUUUGGCUGCUGAGAAGUCAGUGUUGGAGACUAACUUUGGAGAAGUAGAAAAACAAUUGAAAAUUUGUGAAGCUAAGUUGAAAGAAAAGGUUGAAAAGGUUGACGAACUGACCUCGAAAUUGCAUGAACAUGAAGUUAAGACGAGUGACAGAGACUUGGAGGACAAGAAAGCAACUCAGCUGUAUAAAGCGCUUCAAGCAUCUCACACAGUCAUCUCUAAGGAGAAAGAAGCAGUUUCUCAGAAGCAUUCGGAGUUGGAAGCUACUCUAAAGAAAUCACAAGAAGAGCUUGAAGCUAAGACAAGUAAGAUCGUUCACCUAGAAUCAUUGGCCAAAGAUCUUGAACAGAAAGUGCAGCUUGCUGAUGCUAAGUCUAAGGAAACUGAGACUAUGGGAAAAGGAGAAGUACAAGUUAAAUCUCGAGGCAUUAAUUUAUCAGGAAACGUUACAACAACUAAGAAAGCUGAAACGUCUCAUCUCAUGACAUUGAAGAUCGUUCUUGGAGUGGCUAUCUUGUCUGUCAUUAUAGGUAUCGUUCUUGGGAAAAACUAUUGAAGUUCUUCAAUGGUGUGAUUGUCUUUUACCGUUCUUUUCUAUUUGUUUGGCCAAGCAAGACCAAAUGUUGUGUUAUAACACAAGAAUCUGAUCGACUGUUUAGAUGGUUCAUCUACAUUCUUAGAAAAACCAUUCAAGUGUGUGCUAACAGCAAUGAAAAUAAAUUUACUUUGAAUA